Molecule: messenger RNA, 408 nt
Organism: Trichophyton benhamiae CBS 112371
Lineage: Eukaryota; Fungi; Ascomycota; Eurotiomycetes; Onygenales; Arthrodermataceae
Exons: 2
Coding region: 1-408 (135 amino acids)
Biological process (GO): translation
Cellular component (GO): cytosolic large ribosomal subunit; ribosome
Molecular function (GO): structural constituent of ribosome
Source: RefSeq, a predicted model, not a curated record
AUGCGUGUUGACCCUUCAUGGCGCAAACCAAAGGGUAUUGACAACCGUGUCCGCCGACGCUUCUCCGGCCAGGCUGCUAUGCCAAAAAUUGGCUAUGGCUCCAACAAGAAGACCCGCCACAUGAUCCCCUCCGGGCACAAAGUCUUCCUCGUCCAGAAUCCAAAGGACGUUGAACUACUUUUGAUGCACAACCGCACAUACGCUGCUGAGUACAUUUCCCCCGGCUGCCUUUCGAUUAAAGCAGAGGUUAUAACCUCUCUAUUUCUUCGAUCAUAUCUAAUUACUUUUUCGCCAAUCAGGAUCGGUCACGCUGUUUCUUCCGCCAAGCGAGUCGAUAUCAUUGCUAAGGCCAAGGCUCUCGGUGUCAAGGUCACGAACGCUAAGGGCAGACUAACAACCGAAUCGUAA